Messenger RNA from Lathyrus oleraceus (garden pea), 576 nucleotides. RefSeq names its product defensin-like protein 183. The record is from RefSeq and is a predicted model, not a curated record. Bases 83 to 472 code for a protein of 129 amino acids. The transcript has 2 exons. Lineage: Eukaryota; Viridiplantae; Streptophyta; Magnoliopsida; Fabales; Fabaceae.
ACACAUUUUUUCUUAUAAAUACCAACUUAAACAUUGGAGUAGUAAAUCACCAAAAAAACCUGCAAAUUAGUAUUGUUGUGUAAUGGCGAACCAAAUAUCAAAGUCUUUCUGUUUCUUUGCUGUCUUUGUUUUAGUUUUUGCAGUUCAUUUAAUUCAGAUAGAUGGCCAAUGCACAAAACUUGUGGGUAAUUGUGCUAAAUCAGAUUGUAGUGCUCAUUGUAAUUCCUAUGCAAAAGGUGUUCGUGUUUUAAAAGCAUCAUGUUCAUACUUAAACUUAUGCACUUGUACUUUCGAUCGACCACCACCUGGAGAACCAACACCUACGUGCGUUAUUGGGAUGGGAGUUUGCAAGGAUGACUGUAACGAUGCAUGUUGCAACCAAAAGUGUCAAAAGACUUAUCCGAAGACGGGUACUGGGACCUGUGUUUAUGCCUGGGAAAUGAAUCUUUGCCUGUGUUCUUAUAACCGUUGACUUUAUACACAAUUGAAAUAAAUACAAUAAAAUAAAAGAGUUGUAUUCCUUAUCUUAUAUAAUUUGAUAUUGCAUUGAUGUGAAUUAUCAAUUAUUUUAUAUAA